This is a messenger RNA of Colossoma macropomum (tambaqui), 5908 nucleotides long. It is a transcript of the gene zc3h13, whose product is annotated as zinc finger CCCH-type containing 13. Gene Ontology annotation, cellular component: RNA N6-methyladenosine methyltransferase complex. The record is from RefSeq and is a predicted model, not a curated record. Gene Ontology annotation, molecular function: metal ion binding. Lineage: Eukaryota; Metazoa; Chordata; Actinopteri; Characiformes; Serrasalmidae.
AAAUAAAAUUCCGGGUGAGAAACUUUGCCUCCUUCUGUUUGCAGGCCGGUUAAGAUUCGCCAGGUCGCCGCGCGCUGGCCGUUGCUAGGCCUCGGAGCUAAUGCUAGUGCAGCCCUGCAGAAUGUCCAAGAUCAGGCGGAAGGUGACAGUGGAGAAUUCGAAGACCAUAUCUGAAAGCAGCAGCAGCACGACCACUCCAUCUCGCCGGCCCAGUGUUUUUGAAAGACUCGGACCCAGCACGGGCAGUAAUGUUGCCGAGACCCACUGUAGAAAUUGGUUAAAGACAGGAAAUUGCAGCUACGGCAACACUUGUCGCUACACACAUGGAACCCCAUCAAGAGGCAAAGGUUUUUCUGGAACGUUCAGCAGGUCAGCCGAGAGGCCCACUGGGGAUCUCCGGGAGAGAAUGAAGAAUAAGAGACAGGAUGUUGAUGCAGACACUCAGAAAAGAGAGCCAGACGAACCUACUUCACCCACAGCUAGACAGAGAGAUUCAUCCCGAGGUAGACACAGAGAGAAGGAGGAUAUAAAGAUCACUAAAGAACGUACACCAGCCAGCGAAGAGGAAGCAGCAGAGUGGGAAGCCAAUCGCGAAGAUUCAGAUAACGGUGACUACGACUACGAAUUAUCCCUGGAAAUGAAGAGGCAGAAGAUCCAGCGCGAGCUGAUGAAGCUCGAGCAGGAGAACAUGGACAAACGAGAAGAGAUCAUUAUCAAGAAAGAGGAAUCUGUAGCCAAGACCAGGACCAGCAGCACCUCCAAAGAGCGGGGAUCUCCUGAGCGCUCCAGUUCCAAGGGCUCACCCUCAUCCCGCAAAUCAGCUGGAUCCCCCAAACGCAAGGCUGCCGGGAAAGGCGGCAACGCUGGCAAGAAAGAGAAGAAGACAUCCACCUCUUCUUCGGUCAUCUCCUCUCCUGCAGCAGAGCAGAGCAGGCCGGAGGACACUGAGAGCAGAUCGUCCAAGACUGGACACAGUAAGAAGAAAGGACCACGGACGCCCAGUCCACCACCGCCUGUGCCCUUAGAGCUGCCUGUGGGAGGCAAAAAGCACAAGGGCAAGCACAAAAACAAGGAGAAGAGUGAGGACAAACAAAAAGAGGGCAAGGAACGCAGCAGGGACACUGAGAAGCACAAGGAGAAGAAAGAGAAGCGCAGGGACCGCUCUGAUAGUUCACACAAGGCCAAGCGGUCGGUGACAUCAGAGGAACGUUCAGGCAGCGUGUCGUCCCCUUCUAGAGAGUUAUCUCCCCCGACAAGGAGAAAGUCAUCAUCUCCCAAACCUGCCACCCAAAAACUGGCUUCACCCCAAAGGUCCCGUACCCCACCCCGUCAUCACCGCAGCCCCUCACCUGCAUCCCGCCCCCACCAUUCCCCCUCUUCUCACUCUGGCUCUUCCCACCAGCGGCACACUCCCUCUCCACACCGGCGCCGGGGCUCCACCUCACCAUCCUACCAACGUGACCUUCUUCCUCCCACCUCAUCCUCGCCCCCUCCUGCUCAGGCCUCACGCCGUUCACGCUCCCGCUCACCCCCCACUCCCCACAGAGAGGCAUCGCCCUCCGGACGUGGACGCUCCAGUCCCGCCUCCCGACACCACUCACAGGGCCAGGAGAGAGAGAGGGGGCGGAGCGAGAGGGAGAGGAGCCCUGCCCAGGACAGACGCCACGAACGUAGAGACGAGAGUCGUGGUAAGCGAGAGAAGGACGGCGGUCGCAGUGAUCGCAGCUAUGAGAUCGAUCAGAGCUCUUCACGAGACGAGCGUGAGACACGAGAGAGCCGUGACCGAGACCGCCGUGCUGAACGGGACCGCAGAGACACGCGGGAUGACCGGCAGCACCGUAACCUAGGUGACACUAAGGACACACGAGAGUCCCGCCUAACGGAAACCAGAGACCGCUCUGGCCGAGAGUCACUGGAAAGGCGAGAGAGGGACCGGGACAGAGAGAGGGAGAGAGAAAGGGAGAGGGAGAGAGAAAGGGAGCGGAACGAGGGCCACAGAAAGGAGGACACAUCGGUGCAAGAAGAGAGAAGUUAUGGAAGAGGACAUGGCAGAGAGGAGGGGCGGACUGAGAGCAGAGUGGAGAGCAGGAAUGAGUCACGGCCCGAGAGGACGGGGAGAGGGAGGGGUCGAGCAACAGACACCACCGAUAAAGGUUCAGCUCGAGGGUCCCGUGCCUCCCAGGGUGAGAGUGGUGGCAGUGGCGGCCAUGACAGCUGGGAGUCCCGUGGCAGCGGGCUGAGAGAGAGGAGCUCUGAGAGAACCACAGAGAGAGGGGCAGAGCGCGAUCGCUAUGACAAUGACAGACAGCGUGGGGAGCAGGCCAGAGACUCGUCUUACGACCGGCGAGGAAGUCACACCGACAGAGAUCGCCGUGACAACAGGGACAGAGAUCAGAGAGCGGCGUCUCCCAGCCGCCACCAGAGCCGCAGCGACGAAAUGGAGCGCGAAGAGAGGAGAGAGGAACGCAGGGGUGAACGAGGGGAGCCGGACAGACGAGAGGAUCGUGGCCGCGAGCGAGAGAGAGAACGAGAGAGGGAAAGAGAGAGGGAGCGGGAACGAGAGAAAGAGAGGGAGCGAGAGGCCGAGAGAGAGCGUGAGCGGGCCAGGGAGAGAGACCGCGAGAGAGAACGAGAACGAGAGAGGGAGAGGGAGGAAAGGGAGAGGGAGAGAGAGGAGCGGGAGAGGGAAAGAGAGCGAGAAGAGCGUGAAAGAGAGAGAGAAAGGGAGAGAAAGGAGAGGGAGCGAGAGAGGGAGCAGAGAGAGAGGGAGAGGCAGAGGGAGUGGGAAGAGAGAGAAAAAUGCAGGGAGGAGAGAAGGGAGAGGAGAGAGGAGUCACGAGACGAGCGCUUGGGACGGGACAAUCAUGAAGAACGGAAGAACAUUGGACGCAAAAGGCACCGCGUGGAGAACAGUCCCAGCCCGCGUCCCUCUCCUAAAAAAGUGAGGGAAAACAGCCCUGCAGACAGUGAUGGCUACAACAGCACUGAGGAGAAAGGUGACAAACACAGACUCUUGAGUCAAGUUGUGCGCCCUCAAGAGCCGAGCCGAUCCCCACCACGCUUACCCACUGACGACAAGCCCACCGCCCGCUGGAGGGAAGAUGACCGUCGCGGCGACAAGAAGGAUGGCCGUGGCCGGCAUGAGGAAGUGGAUACUCGUGGAAGAGGGGCGGAGCGUCGUGCAGAUCCGGAGAGUUCAGUCAGUGCAGGUGCUUCUGAAUCUCGGAGGGUGAAAGAUCAAAGAGAUGCCAGCACCCCACCUCCUGUGUCUGCUGGUCCUGAAAGACAAGACGCUGCUUCAGCUGUCCAUGAGGAAGCCAAGAAGAAGACCAAAUCUCAGAAAAAGAACCUGAAGAAGAACAGGAAAGAAGAGGAGGGCACUGUGGGUGGACCUGCAGACCGUUUUAACCCCGAGCCACCACUGCCUUCACCCUCAUCUGCCCCUUCUGAUGCCCCCAGGCCGCUUAUGUCUCCCCGUAAGACAGGCAAGAAGAAAAUCGUGGACCGUAAGCGGAAGCGUUCACGUGGUGCCGAGUCAGACAUUUCUGAGGACGAGCCAGCAGCCCAGCACCCAGUCAGCAAGAGACGCCGUGGUCCUCGCACACCUCCACCAAUCAAUAAAGAAGAUCUGCCCUCUCAGAGAGCACUCAUGGCUGGACGUCCUGCAGCAGCAGCACCUCCUCUCAAAAUGGACACAAACUUCAGUGAUUGGUCUGAUGAGGACGUACCGGAACGGGCCGAUGUCUCGUCUGCUUCACUCCCAGGUGAGCGACUUACUGAGCGGCUGCUCCCCUCUGAGCUGCCUCCCAGACGUGGCAGAAACAUUGCUCCCUUGCUGCCAGACCCGCCCAUGCUGAUGCAGACUCUGCCCCUGCAGCCUCUUCUGCCCCAGCACAUGCUGCGUAAGCCACAGGAUGCUCAGCAGCAGCCUCAGCAGCAGCGCAGUGGCAGCAUGGGCAGCAACCAAAGCCGGGCAUCCUCCCGCCGGCUGCGAUCUCCAUCCAGCGACUCCGCCCACCGUGCAGAUGAAGGCCAGCAGGGGGUCCGCUCACGCAGGGGACGCAUGCAUGGAGGUAACUCUCGUGACCGUGAAAGAGAGAGGGAGCGAGAGAGAGAGAGGGACAGGGAGAGAGAGAGGGAACGAGAGCGGGACAGAGUGGUGGCGGCGGCAGCGAAUGAGGCGAUGGGGGGAGAGAGGAAGUCUAGGAUCGACCAGCUGAGGAGAGGAGAGCCCAGUCGCAGCACCUCUUCAGACCGGCAGGACUCACGCAGCCACAGUUCAAGACGCAGCUCUCCAGAGUCGGAGCGUCAGGGCCGUUCUCGUGCCGGCUCUUACGACAGCCGUGAGCGAGACCAGUUUGAGCGGGACAGGAAGGACCACCGGCAGCCACCGAACCAGCCACCGCCGGGGCAGCAGCGCGACUGGGAGCCAGAGCCCCGCGAGUGGGUUGGCCGGGAGCGAGGGCGGGAGCCACUCCUUCUCCGUGGCAACCGGGAGCCAAUCAGAGAGCGAGAUCUGAGAGAGAUGCGUGAGAGAGAGAGGCUGCUGCCCGAGGUGCUGUCACAUGAUCGCCUCGACCGAGACCGCGGAGAGAGAGAACGAGAGCGGGACAGAGACAGGGACAGAGAAAGGGACCGAGGAGAACGUGAGCGAAUGCUGCCAUUUGACUUUCCACCACUUGGGGAGCCCAAGAGCCGAGCGGAGAUGAGGAUGGAACGGGGAGAUUACGAGCCACUGCUGCCCAGAGAAGCCCUCAUGGACACGGACAAACCCAGCACUACAGACGAUCCACACACUCAGACAGAGCCCUGUGAGACGGAGAAGGUGGACAGCCUGGAUGAAGAGGAUGAUGGGAAGGGAGAAGAUGCACAGUCUGUGGCGUCUGGUGGGGAAGAGUACGAGCCCAUCAGCGACGAUGAGCUGGAUGAGAUCCUGGCUGACAGCCAGAAGAGAGAUGAGCAGCAGGAUGAGGACAAGAUCCCAGGGCCGCUGGAUGUGAUCGAUGUGGAUUGGUCAAGUCUGAUGCCGAAGCAGAAGCAGGAGCCGCGUACUCCGGGGGCGGCGCUACUUAGAUUCACACCCGGUGCGGUCCUCCUACGGGCGGGGGUCUCCAGACGACUCGCUGGACCCCGACUCCUUACACGGGUUAAAGAGGUCUGUGCCAGAGAGCUGGAAGAGACAGAAGAUGCAGAAAAGCUGUUUGAGCAUGACCUCGGAGCGCUGAACAUGGCUGCCCUCAACAGAAGGACGGAGAGGGCAAACCUGCUGAGGAACCUCGGGCCAUGCUGUAAGGCUCUGUGCGCUCGCCGAGACAUCGCCAUCCGCAGGCAGCUCCUCAAAAACGACAAGGGGACGACUAAGCAGAUCUACACUAGUGCGCCAGUUGUGGACCAGGAGUUGCUGCAGCUCAGUGUGCGUCUCUUUAAGAAGAAAAUGGCUGCCGGGCAGGAGAAGGCUGACCCGGUGCCCGCGGCUAGCGCCCCAGCUGAGGUGUGUGUCUCCUGAGACACCCCAGUGAGUAAAGAGCAUGAAAACUGACCUAGGAUCAGACAUGGCUGUCUUUAACCCAUAUCGCCGCCUACUGUUCUACAACACUGAGACUGUUUGUAAGUCAGUGCUAAUGGAGGAUGACUGCCACAGGCUUGGGAGUACAGCACCAUAGAGACUGGUAAAAUGCUAGCCUAUGAAGAUACUGUGUAGGUUUUGGCAGACAAUGAACUUUGUUUUCUAAGUGUGGCAAAGACGUGUGGGGGGGUGGGGUCAAGAUCUCAUUGACAUUUAAUGUUUUAGAGAAACUUUUUGUAAUGUCAUCUUUUCAUUUAUACCACAGUUGCUUCAUGUUUGUUUGAUGUAAUGUGCUUUGUGUUGUUAGAGGUGUGCAUUAAAAUGAUCUCGUCUUUGUCACGA